UCAGCAUUGGGAUCCAGAGAGGACGCAAGGAAGGGCUGGCAGGUGCUUGGAAAUAGGUCACAUUGGGAAUAUUGAUUAAAAGAAUGCCAACAAGCAAGCGAAUGACGGAAAAGUGCAGUUUUUGAGGACAUAUCGUGAAACAGUGACACCAAUCUUGUUUUUUUUUUUUUACAGUUUUGUCCAUUUCUUCUUUCUCUUCACUUUCUUUCCCAGCCUCCUCAUUCGUCCUCCUUUUUCCUCCUUGCGCUUUUCAAGGACUGCUGACACUCACGCGCGCACGCACACAUCUACAGAAGUACAGCCGCCAUGGAAACCGGGAGCCCCAGGAAGAUACAGUUCACAGUGCCUCUGCUGGACACCCACCUUGACCCGGAGGCAGCUGAACAGAUUAGGAGACGUCGACCAACACCUGCAACUUUAGUGGCAUCAAGCGAUCAGUCAUCGCCAGAAAUAGAUGAAGACCGUCUGCCUAACCAGCUGUACAAGGCUGCGUUGUUGAAUUCCCCUCGACAACGGCGAAAAGGACAAAAGGGAACACCUACGAUGAAAGAGCUGCAGUUUCUGGUGGAGCAUCACCUGUACAGGCAGCAGCAAGGAGGCGCCGACGAGUGCUCCUCCGAGAGUUGCCUGUCGGACAGGCCCAGCCCCGACUCGGCGGCCCCGGGAGAGGAGCUGCCGCGGGACGACGAGGCCACCGCCGAGGCCUUCGAGAUGCUGCGCUGCCAAAUGGAGGCAGAGUUCUCCAGGGGGAGUCUGUCAGAGGCGGCCGUCGGCGGAUUGGAGCGCCCCCUCCCUAAGGAGGAAGACAGUUGCUCCAGGGUUGCUUCGUCAGAUGCGUCGUCGCAGCUCAACAACGCACAAGCAGACACAAAAGCGGCGACGUGCGGCACCAGUCAGCCAGCUGACGAGAAGACAAAGAAACUCAGCCCAGAGACAGAAAAAUAAAUGUCGAAAAGAAGAUGAAAAGAAAGAAUUAAAGCGCUCGUGUGUAGGCCUACAUCACAAAUGCUGCUCCUUCUCCUCAGCCAGCGCCCACGCAAUGACAGAAGUGUGUGCAGACUCACUUUCUAGCAACAUCAGGGCAGUCCUUCAGGGCCUCAGUUACCAGCCGCAAAACAACAUUUAUACACAGCCAUACAUGUCCAAAGGGAUCCUUACGUUUUGCUUCUAUAAUUCCCAAUUACCCCAUUUAAAACACUCACAUACUGUAUCACACGUCUACUCUCAUGUCAGCAUUUAAUUUAAUCACACACAACACGAUCGAUCAUAUGUGCCAUGACGUCUGCGAUUGUGCCAUCAAAGCAAUAACACCGUUUUUACUACAGGAAACGUAUGACUUUAAACGCAGUCGCUAGUAGCAAUAGUACAGUUAUCAAUUUAACAGUAAAAUAAAGUCAAACAGCUCACCCUUUGAAGACACCUGAUAGACAUGUAAUUGUAAAGGGUACAUACAUGGUGUUUGCACAAUGACAGUUUUGUUUUAUAGUUACAGUAUUGGUAGAAUUAAGUGUGCAGUAAUCCCCAUUUAUUCGAGGAUCGCUAUUUGUUAAAUCAUGUUUUUUUUUUUGUUUUUUUUUGCUCAUUCUAUAAUUCUCUUAGAUGCCACAAGAUGGCACCAAACCGCUGUCUAAAUAGCAAUUGGUCUCAAGGAAGUAUGCUCUCUAGUGAGAGAGAAGCUUUUAUGGAAAGCCGUUUGAGCAUCUAUUCAAUAUCCUUGAUAUCAAGCUUAAGGGCUAUGUACUAGUAGGUUCUUUGUCCCUACGAAUAGGAUGACUUUGGAAUACUAAUAGCACAAUUACAUGUGCGGCAAAACUGUGUACUAGUUGACAACUACUUGCUACUAGUACUCAUAAUGACAAAAGGUUCUAGUAGUUAAUAUCUGGCCCUUCACUAGUAGUACUAGUAGCCUGCAGUUGUCAACUUGUGCACAGCUUUGCUUCAUUAGUAACGUAUUCGUUCUAUCAGUAUGUCAAAGAUAUCAUACUAGUGUGCAUAAACGACAUACCAUAGAAGUGGUAAACUGUUACUAGUCAGAAACAGCGAUUCUACUAGUGCUCCAUAGUUGAUUUACUAGUGCGCUGAAUUGUCUUAUUAGUAAGGAUAAAGACCCUACUACUGCAUGGACUUUAAGCUGGAUAUCCCGACAUUGACCAAAUAAGAUGUGUAAGUCGGUGAGGAGCUUUAGUUUGUUUAGCCUGGGUUGUUAGUAGACUUUACACCGAUUUUAUCGGGCUGAUCGGUAUCGGCCGAUAUUUAGCAUUUUACGCUGAUCGGCUGAUCGGCUUUAAUGUCAUAAUUCGCCGAUCCGAUCAAUGACGUCAUUGAUCGGCUCCGCAAAAGACAUUUACUCCGUGUCGCCGCGUGCACAGUAUAUUUGAAUCUAAAAGCUAGUUUAUUUUCAGCCUUGUCGCGUGUCUUUUUAAAAUGUUAUGUAGCCUAGCAAGCUAGUGCUAGCACGAACAGUUGGACGUAAUUACAGUAAGUUAGCACCCAUUAUUUCUGUCAUGUAAUGUUGCUUUGACCUGACUGAUUAGAAUACACGAUCUGACUAGAGCAGUGAUUUCCAACCUUUAUGGAGCCAAGGAACAUAUUUUACAAUUGAAAAAUCUCACGGCACACCAACAAACAUCAAUGUCACAAAAAGUGGAUACAUUCAUUACUGUAUGUACUUCUGUCAUCUAAUAGAAGACCAUUUAUCAUUUGUUCUGUCUGUCACUAUGCCUCACUGGCAUAAAUAGAGGAACAAAGAUACAUUAUUUAUUGUAAAUAUAAUUUUUUGAGCAAUUAAGUACACAAGUAUAUACAGUAAAUGAACAGGUCAUUUAAAUAGACACAUUCCUCCAUCUUGUGAUCGGAUCGGUGAUCGGUUAUCGUUUUUUUAAACUCGCCGAUCAGGUGAUCGGCCCCAAAAAUCCUGAUCGUGUAAAGCUUAGUUGUUAGUGGAAGUUAGAAGCGUCUUCGCCAAAUGUGCAUGUACACGCACACUUCAGGUGCACUUGUUUUGAAAUCAAAAUCAUCUGUAAGCUGUUUAUUUUCGAGGGUAAUGCAAGAUGAGUUUGAAAUGAAAUUUAACUUAUGGGGGAUAGAGGCAAUUGUAAACAUUUUAACUCACGCUUUUUCACUAUUCACCGUCAAGUUUGGCCCCUUAAAUAAAUGUGGGGGGUUACUGUAUUCAAAUUGAAAUACAUUUGUGUUUUGAAUUGAUAUUUUAUUUAUUAUUUUGCUCGUCUUUUGAAAAGCAGCCAGACCUACGUUCCAGUUCAUAUACUAUGAUUGUGUAACACUUUUUCUUUCCUCAUCUGUGCUAUCUUUAUUUUCUAAUAUCAUAAAACACCUUCUUGCAUGGUGCCAAUAGAUUCAGUCCAGCUCUACUGUGCUUCAUUUUCCAAGGCACCAACACAUUUUGAAUACCAGGCUGAUAUUCCCUUUGUCCAAACAACAAGGACAUUUUCAAAUUCCUCCUGAUAGAAGUUGCAUUAAUAUGUAAAUUGUGACAAUCCUUCCAUACGCUUCACGCUAUAUGUAAAUCGUACAUCAUGUGUGGGACAGAACCUGAAAAAUACAAAUUUUAAAAAUCCAUAACGCUCUUUUUUUUUUUUUUUUUUUUUGUAUUUAUGGAUUCUGUCGUAUUCGUCCUUUUUAAAAUUGUACUUUAUCUCAAUUAAUUCAAGCUUACUUGAAUUGGGGAUUACAUGAGUUAUCAAAAUGUGUUUGAUACAAUAAAAUGUUUCAGUUGA
Molecule: messenger RNA, 3737 nt
Organism: Phyllopteryx taeniolatus (common seadragon)
Lineage: Eukaryota; Metazoa; Chordata; Actinopteri; Syngnathiformes; Syngnathidae
Product: protein phosphatase 1 regulatory subunit 1A-like
Exons: 7
Coding region: 307-945 (212 amino acids)
Biological process (GO): intracellular signal transduction
Cellular component (GO): cytoplasm
Molecular function (GO): protein phosphatase inhibitor activity
Source: RefSeq, a predicted model, not a curated record